This is a messenger RNA of Trichoderma virens Gv29-8, 1839 nucleotides long. RefSeq lists its product as uncharacterized. The coding region runs from base 1 to 1839 and encodes 612 amino acids. NCBI's taxonomy places the organism in Eukaryota, Fungi, Ascomycota, Sordariomycetes, Hypocreales, Hypocreaceae. The transcript has a single exon. The record is from RefSeq and is a predicted model, not a curated record. Gene Ontology annotation, molecular function: snoRNA binding; protein binding. Gene Ontology annotation, cellular component: small-subunit processome.
AUGUCGUCGUUUUUCACAGUUCCCGGCGCGCAAAAGAAGAGGAAGAGGCCCUCAGCCCCUGAAGCGCCCAAGAAGAGAGUUGCCGCUUCAAAGUCGUCGGCCAAGUCGUCUGCGAGAUCUGCGAAGCCGGCCGCGAAACCAGCCGCCUCCAGCAAGAAGCGAGUCGAGCGUGACGACGAGUCAAUCUCGGGCAGCGACUCUGAGGAUGAUGAAAGCCAACAAGGCGCUUCCGACGCGAUCAAUGACGAAGACGAUAAUGAUUCUGACAACGAGGGCGAGACCGCCGCCGAGAAGCGACUGCGGUUGGCCGAGCGCUACCUGGACAACGUCAAGGAGCACGUGGACGAGAUUGGAUUCGACGCCGCGGAGAUUGAUCGAGAUCUAAUCGCUGAGAGGCUGCAAGAGGAUGUUGCCGAAACAAAGGGAAAAGUUUACCGUCAAUUGGCCUCGGAGCUGGCCUUUGAGAGCGUCCGCCAGACAUUCUUCAGAUCAAACACAAACUCUAUCACAUCCAUUGCCGCUUGCGCGCCAUACGUCUACACCACCACCAAAGACCUCUUCCUGCACAAGUGGAGGAUACAGGACCUACCUCAGCACCAGUACCCGCAGACAACAAAACGGAAACCGAAGAAGCCACCGGCACCGCCCAAAAAGAGGCCGGAGUUGGAGAUGUGGAUCAAGGGAAACGCGGGCAAGCAACAGGAUAAGGAGUACAAGAGACAUGUGGGCAGCAUUCUGGCUGUUGCUGCUUCCUCAGACGGCAAAUUCGUUGUCACCGGAGGCCAAGACAAGAAGAUUAUCGUCUACGACGCCGAGACCCUCAAGCCAAUCAAGAUCUUCACACACCACCGCGACGCUGUAACAGGACUGGCGUUUCGGAGGGGCACAAAUCAGCUCUAUUCGUGCUCCAAGGACCGGACAGUCAAGGUCUGGAGUCUGGAUGAGCUGGCCUACAUCGAGACGCUUUUCGGUCACCAAGACGAGGUUCUCGACAUCGAUGCCCUCGCCCAAGACCGAUGCGUCAGUGUCGGCGCUCGAGAUAGGACGGCCCGAUUAUGGAAGGUGGCCGAAGAGACACAGCUAGUCUUCCGUGGCGGCGCGGUAGACAAGAAGCCACAGCCGGGCAUCAACCCCCGGUCACUCCUCCACGAGGGUAGCAUGGACCGUAUCGCCAUGAUUGACGACGAGCUCUUCGUCACCGGCAGCGACAACGGCAGCCUUGCCCUCUGGAGCGUUUCCAAGAAGAAGCCCGUCUACAUCCAGCCCCUCGCUCACGGCCUAGACCCGCCGCUCAAGCCCGAGGCCGCAUCCGCCGAGGUGAAGCCGGACCGCAAGGCCGUCCCCGCCCCUCUCCCUCGCUGGAUCACGGCCCUCAAGACCAUCCCUUACUCCGACGUCAUCCUUAGCGGAAGCUGGGACGGCCACGUGCGCGUGUGGAGGCUGUCAGAGGACAAGAAGAAGAUUGACCUCGUCGCCACCCUCGGCGGCUCCCCAGACGACGAAAAGCCGGCAGACGCCGACGACCAGCCCAACGGCGCGCCCAAGAACGGCAAGGAAAACCCGCACCCCCGACUCGUUCACGGUGUCAUCAACGACAUCACCGUGUUUGAGCGUGGCGAACGCGGCCAAGACGGCGUCUGCAUCGUCGCCGCCGUGGCCAAGGACCACCGCCUAGGAAGAUGGAGCGUGAGCAAAGGCAAAGGCGUAAGAAACGGCGGAGUAGUAUUUGAAAUUCCCAAAAUCCCAAAAGCAUCCACCAACGGCGUACAUAACCAAGAGGAAGAGGAAGGUGACGGCUCAGACGAGGAUCAGGAGAAGCGUGCAGCAGCAAAAUCAUAG